Tachysurus vachellii is the source of this 4114-nucleotide messenger RNA. It is a transcript of the gene tdrd9, whose product is annotated as tudor domain containing 9. Gene Ontology annotation, cellular component: intracellular anatomical structure. Lineage: Eukaryota; Metazoa; Chordata; Actinopteri; Siluriformes; Bagridae. The coding region runs from base 77 to 4075 and encodes 1332 amino acids. The transcript has 36 exons. The record is from RefSeq and is a predicted model, not a curated record. Gene Ontology annotation, molecular function: ATP binding; RNA binding.
AGCGCGAGACCCAGAAGUGAGGCGACGACGACGCUUUUUUUAUGUCCAGUUUGAGCCUCGUUUUAAGUGUGUCAGUAUGAAGCAGUGUGUGACGGCAGAUCAGAUCUCACAAUGGUUCACUCUGGAAGCUCAGUUCACUAAUGUGAGGAUCACUGAGGAGCAGAAAACACACCCAACACACGGAGAGGACGAGGACAAGGGAAUCCCAGAGAAGGAAGGAUCGGAAGGAGGAGACGUGAGGAGCAGGAAGUCCGAGCACCUCGAGGGCACCGGGGUCCUUUGCUGUUCUCUCGCCAGCUAUGAAUAUCCAACGCUCCCCAUCACCAAGAACCGGCAGGAGCUGAUCUCCCUGAUCGAGAGUAACUCCGUGGUGAUAAUCCGGGGGGCAACAGGCAGUGGGAAAACCACCCAGCUUCCACAGUUCAUUCUGGAUUACUACAUGGAGAAGGGUUCCACCUGCAGCCUGGUGGUCACACAGCCACGCAAGAUUGGAGCCAGCAGCAUCGCACGCUGGGUCGCCCAACAGCGCAGGUGUACGCUCGGCAGCCUGGUGGGGUAUCAGGUGGGGUUGGAGAAGAUGGCGACAGAACACACUCGGCUGAUCUACAUGACCACAGGAGUGCUGUUGCAGAAAAUUGUGUCAGCCAAAAGCCUUGUCGAGUUUACACACAUCUUUAUAGAUGAGGUGCAUGAGCGCACAGAGGAGCUGGACUUCCUUCUGCUUGUGGUCAGAAAACUGCUGCACUCCAACUCCCGCUUUGUUAAGGUCAUCCUGAUGUCAGCUACAAUUAACUGCAAAGAGUUUGCCGAAUACUUUGGUGUUCCCUUCAGGAAUCGGAUAAACCCAGCGUACGUGUUUGAGGUGGAAGGAGCACCGUACGUGGUUGAGGAGUUUUACCUGGAUGACCUCAAAACCAUCCUGCCCUUCCGAGUGGACAUACCCGUCCAUGACGAUCCCUACAUUUCAACAGAGAUGUAUAAUGUUGCCGUGGGCCUCAUACAGAUCUUUGAUGAAAUGGAGACUAAAGAACAAAGUCCUGUGGAGCAGGAGGGUUGUACGGCUCUCCCAGAGAGAGGCAGCGUUUUGGUGUUUCUGCCUGGACUCGCCGAGAUCCAGUACAUGCAAGAAGCUCUCGCCAAACUCGUCCGCAAAAGGCUGCAGGUUUACGCUCUGCACUCCACUGUGACUCUGGAGGAACAGAAUGGGGUGUUUUUGGUACCUGCACCUGGGUAUAGGAAGAUAAUCCUGUCCACCAACAUUGCAGAGAGUUCAGUCACAGUGCCUGAUGUCAAAUACGUGAUCGACUUCUGCUUGGUGCGUCACCUGGUGUGUGACAAAGAGACAAACUACCAGUGUCUCUAUCUCAAUUGGGCUUCUAAGACCAACUGUAACCAGCGGCGAGGUCGAGCAGGUCGUGUGUCGAAAGGGUUUUGUUAUCGCUUGGUCACUAGAACUUUUUGGGACAGCCAGAUUCCAGAGUACACCGUUCCUGAGAUGCUGCGUUCUCCGUUAGCCAAUACCCUGUUAAAAGUGAAGUUGUUGAACAUGGGUGAUGCGCGCGCUCUGCUCUCCACCGCACUCACUCCUCCAAACCUGGAUGACAUCGAGAGGACCAUCCUACAGCUGAAAGAGAUGGGUGCGCUCUCGGUGAGAAGCAGUGGUAUGAACAGGUUUGAUGGAGAUUUAACAUUUCUGGGUCGGGUUCUCGCUCACCUUCCUGUGGAUCUGCACUUUGGGAAGCUCAUUGUCUUAGGACACGUCUUUGGUUGCCUGGAAGAAUGUCUCAUCAUAGCCGCUUCUCUCUCUUUGAAGAGUUUUUUUGCGAUGCCGUUCCUGCAGCAGCUACCAGGUUACCGGAGCAAGCUGUCAUUUUCUCAGGGUGUUCCCAGUGAUGCCGUUGCCUUUGUUUAUGCUUUCAAGGCCUGGUACACAUCAAGAGUCAAAGGAGAGUUUAGACGCCAAAAGGAUGAGCUGGAAUGGGGCAAAGAGAACUGCAUUCAGAUCAAACGCAUACGAGAGGUGGCUGAGUUGUUUGAAGAUCUGAAGAAACGAGUGUCACAGUUUAACAUGCACAUCAGUGAAACAUCCUCUCCCUCAGACUACACCAGCAAACAUACGCAGAAAUUCAUACUGCAGGUGGCAAUCGCCGGCGCUUUUUAUCCAAAUUACUUCUACAUGGUCAAUGCGGAUGAGGAGCUGGCGGCUAAGGAACUCUAUGGGAAUGACCCCAGGACCACCGUAGUGGUGCGUAGUCUUCCUCCAUUUGCUUUCCUCUACUAUAAACAACUCCAGUCUCUCUUCAGACAGUGUGGUCAGGUCAAAUCCAUCACUUUUGACUUCUCCAGGGCCUAUGUAGAGUUCUGCCGCUCGUCACUACGAGUUUCUGGCGUUCUCCCAGAAGUCUCUCUGUCUCUCCUCCUCGCUCAACAAAGACCACCUCUUCAUCUCAAUGUUCAUGCUGCUCAAGAGGUGGAGUCUCAUGCAGGGGGUCAGAGCAUCUCACACCUCAAAUACGCACGGGUGAAUGUGGAUAUUCAGAACCAGUCUGUGAACCCUCUCGGAGUUCUGAGCAGCGCUAUCGAUCCAGAAAAACUUCCGUCUAAUCCUGUCUUUGUUGUCAAGAUCACAGAGGUUAUCGAAGUGGGGCAUUUCUGGGGUUUCCAGGCUGACGAGGCGAGUCUGGAGAAACAGCGGAAGCUGACGGCAGCCAUUAAUACGCAGGAGCUACGCCAACUUCCUGGGGCACUUUAUCCAAAUCUUCUGUGUCUUGCCCCUUUUGUUGACACCCACGUUGAACCUGAGAGAUAUUACAGAGCCAAAAUACUGCACAUCAUGGGAAGUAAUGUGGAGGUGUUUUUUGUGGACUUUGGAAACACUUCCAAUGUACCGUGUAACUCUCUGCGGGAACUUCCUGUUGACCUGCAAGCCCUGCCCUUUCAGGCUCUGGAGUUCAGCGUGGCGUGUUUGGCUCCAUCGGCGCAGUCGAUGAUUCGGGGCGAGCAGUGGAGCAGUCAGGCUCGAAACCGCUUCAUCACCCUCGUGCAUGGCUGUACAGUCAUAGUCACACUCUUCUCCAUCCUGCACGGCGUUAUGCGUGUCCAUCUGCACGUCUCCAUGGAAACCGGGGACGUUAGCAUAGCAGACUUGCUCGUGAAAGAAGGGCACGCUCGACUCUCACCCGAGAGCAUCGAAAGCAAGAAUUCUCACGAGAUUCUGAAAGAUGUGUAUCGGGACCUGAAGGCGGGAAAUUUUGCUCCGAGCUCCGUCGGUCCCUCCGUGGCAAAACGCAAAGAGGAAGAGAAGCGGCUCAUUGAACGUCUGCUGCUGACCUUCUCUAAACCCAGCUACAGCGCCCCCAAGUGCAAGGUUCGGGUUCACGGCCCUUCUACUCCUUAUAUGGUCACGUUUCACAGCAUGAGCAGCAAUGCACGCUACAGGUCGGUUGCUAUUGACAGAACCAGCAUUAACUCUGUGUUGGUGAACGAUUAUCCUCAGUACCAUCACGACAGGAUGCUGGUGGCCGGGUCUGUCUCUCUGAGUGCCUCAGGUGUCUCUAUUUUGCUAAAAGAGACUACACUGAUGCCUCACAUCCCUGGCCUUCCUGCCAUUGUCACCAUGCUCUUCACCCCCAUCAUGGAGCUUCGCACUGAUGAGGAGCAGACCUACUUCACUGGAGCUCUGUGUGGUUUAGGCUCCAAGUCCAGCACUCAUGAACCCAUAUUGCCAGAGCAUGACAUUGAGAUGUCCUUUGAUGUGAAGUUUGACGUUGGUGACAUUGCAGAGAUAAAUGCACUGAGGGAGACGAUAAACCAGUUGGUGUGCGAGGGCCCGAGAGGCCUCCUCCAUCUUAACCCAGAGAGGAUCUCCUCACUGCAGGGCGACGCUCGAGAUCAACUUCUCAGGCUGUUCUGUAAAACUCCCCACAGAGAAGACCAGACUCCUGUUUACUAUGACAAACCCAAACACUGGAACCAGGUCGACCCGUCCCAGCAGAUGGAGUUUAUGCAGAAGGAUGAUGGCAGAAUUAAGGGUGUUAUGUUCCAUAUGCAUCCCAUAACACUGCUGAACAUUUAAGUUUGUUAUAAUACUGUUUAAUUUUACUGUAAAAUAACA